GGCAGCAGGAGCUCGCCACUCUGAUAACUUCAGUCUGCAAGCGAGCCUCUGCCCCAAACGAGGAAAAAUGAAUCAUGGAAAAGAGAAGGACAUUUGUAUCGUUUGAGGUUUUUGAAGUUUUUGUACAAUUACGGGUGCAUAACAUUUUGAAGUUUGAUUUUUGAUGCCUGGGACUCGUAGAUUAUUCCACUGAGGGUAUAGAGUUGUUGCUGUUCAUUUUUUCUUUUCUUUUUUUUUUUUUUUUGCAAGAAGCCCGUCAUGGAAAACUUGACCACAGACAACAUGACGGCGGACAAUGACACGUCUUCGGCGCAGCACAAUCACACCUUGGGUGUGUGGCGCGACUACGCGCUGGGGUACAAGGCGGUCAGUGUGUUUUUGGUGUCCCUCAUUUGCGGGCUGGGGAUGGUGGGCAACAUCAUGGUCAUCUUGGUGGUGCUGACCACCAAACACAUGCGAACUCCCACGAACUGUUAUCUCGUGAGCUUGGCUGCAGCCGACUUGAUGGUGCUUACUGCUGCCGGGCUUCCGAACAUUACCGACGCCCUGCAUGGGCAGUGGGUGUACGGAUACGCAGGCUGCCUGGGGAUCACUUAUCUCCAAUAUUUGGGGAUUAACGCGUCCUCUUGUUCCAUCACAGCAUUCACGGUGGAGCGAUACAUCGCCAUCUGCCACCCGAUCAAGGCGCAGUUCCUGUGCACUUUAUCGCGGGCGAAAAAGAUCAUCAUGCUGGUGUGGGCGCUUACGUCCAUCUAUUGCAUCAUGUGGCUCUUUUUGUCAGCCACUCAAACUUUGGUAUACGACAACGUCGUGCUCAUCAGCUGCGCCUACAAAGUAUCCAGGAGUCAAUAUCUGCCCAUUUACUUCAUAGAUUUUGCAGUGUUUUACGUAUUGCCCCUCAUGCUGGCCACAGUUCUGUAUGGACUCAUCGCCAGGAUACUUUUCUUAAAUCCGUUGCCUGCGGACCCCAAAGACAGCACCAGCAAGUGGAGGAGAGGAACUUGUAAAGUGGAAGGACGGAUGAUCAGUGCAAGCUCCUCCAGCAGCACCACUGCUGCUUCCCGCAGACAGGUAACCAAAAUGCUGGCUGUGGUCGUAAUACUAUUCGCCUUACUUUGGAUGCCCUAUCGGACCUUAGUAGUGGUCAACUCCUUCCUGGACAAAGCCUACCUGGACAACUGGUUCCUCCUCUUCUGUCGCCUCUGCAUCUACUUGAACAGUGCCAUCAACCCGGUCAUCUACAAUGUCAUGUCUCAGAAGUUCCGCUCUGCCUUUAAAAAGCUGUGUCACUGCGGAGCUCAGCACCUGGAAAAACCUACUUCAUGCAGCGUGGCACUCACCUACAGUGUCAUCAAGGAUAUGUCCAAUGCAGAAAGUCCUGAUCACUUUACUACAGAAAUGGAAGAGCUAAACACACCAAGCGACCACGUAGUGCCCACUGGAAUGCCGACAACUGCCAGAAAGAUGUUGCUUGAGGAGCCCUCCCUUUUGGGGAAAGGUGCUCAAACUUAAAAAAAAAAGACACAUUGACUGUGAACAAGUGAGAAAUUUAAUUUAACUAUGACUAUUUUAUUGCAUUGAUGAUACAAACUUGGCCACUGUAUGAGUUAUAAUAACAAAAUGUACAAAUGAGAGAGGAUCAUUUUUUAGAUCAUUUACUGUA
This is a messenger RNA of Hippocampus comes (tiger tail seahorse), 1663 nucleotides long. Its product is annotated as thyrotropin-releasing hormone receptor-like. Gene Ontology annotation, cellular component: membrane. Gene Ontology annotation, molecular function: thyrotropin-releasing hormone receptor activity. Gene Ontology annotation, biological process: phospholipase C-activating G protein-coupled receptor signaling pathway. The record is from RefSeq and is a predicted model, not a curated record. The coding region runs from base 259 to 1512 and encodes 417 amino acids. NCBI's taxonomy places the organism in Eukaryota, Metazoa, Chordata, Actinopteri, Syngnathiformes, Syngnathidae. The transcript is spliced from 2 exons.